Molecule: messenger RNA, 458 nt
Organism: Guillardia theta CCMP2712
Lineage: Eukaryota; Cryptophyceae; Pyrenomonadales; Geminigeraceae
Exons: 8
Coding region: 69-458 (129 amino acids)
Source: RefSeq, a predicted model, not a curated record
GGGAGUCGAGUCGUGAUCGCUUAUCACAUCGAGAGGUGGAGCGGCUCGAUUCGUAUGCCUUCGUUCAUAUGUACAGGAUUCUUGUUGUGUUGCACUUGCGCCCUGUGUGGACCCAACUGGACGCAAUCACGACCAGCGACGAGAAGGCGCUGCCUACUUUCAACGAAGUCUUGCAGCCUUUGGUCAACAAGUUGAUCGGGUAUCAAGUGAAUGACGAAGGUCUCAUCGUCAGCCCGUGGUCAAGCUCCUACGUCAAGAUCUGCGGCCUUCUCAGCCAAGUUCGGCGACAGAACGGCCUUGACGAUUCAAGAUGGAAUGCCCUCUGCCUGGGGUUGGCAAAUGUCAUCGCAUCCGAAACUACCGAAGUUUACAAGGACUUGGCAGAUGGCUGUCUCGAUGCUCUUCUGCGAAACGACUGGGCGCUGGCGUCCCUCAAUCUCUGGUGUAGCAACGAAUGA